GUGUGCAAGAACUUUGAUGCGAUCAUUGUGCGAUGCAAUCCUGGUCAGAUCAAGGCUGACGGAGGUGACCAGGGCAAAUUCGACGACGGCAUGCGUGCCUUGCGCAAGCAGGACAUCCAGGUCUGGCCCGCCCCGGACGUCAUGGAGUUCAUGGGCGCCAAGGAUGCGCUGUGCAAGAUCGCCGACUUGAAGAUCGGGCUUGAGGACACACUUGCCUACUACGAUCCCGCGGAUUUCGCUACAGGUUUCAAGAAGACCAUGGCUUUCCAGCCGCGCGUCAUCAAGCAGAACCGCGGGUCCUCUGGCGAGGGCAUCUGGAUCAUCAAGCUGAAGUCAGGAGACUACUGCAAGUCCUAUGGCGAGCGCUCUUGCAGUGAUGACGAGAUGUUGGACCUCAUGGAGGCCAACGACAACCACUCCGAAGAGCACACCGUCGGAGAGUUCAUCGAGUUCUGCGUCAGCGGCCGUACUAGCAAAAGCGGUACUUGGACUUCCAAGGGCGUUGGCAAGUAUUUGGAAGGUGGCAAGGAGGCCGGUGGUCAGCUCGUGGAUCAGCGUUUCUGCCCUCGAAUUGUCGAAGGCGAGCUGCGCUACAACAUGGUGGGUGACUCGCUUGUCGGCAUCAUCCACAAGAAGCCAAAGGAAGGCGGCAUCAGCGCCGUCGGCGGCACUGGCUCGGUCUACACUUACUACGGCCCCAACGAGAAGCGUUUCAAGAACCUGACGAACAACUUCCUCAAGGAAGACCUGCCGAAGAUUAUGCCAGCACUGGGCCUGGGAGAGGAGCCAAUCCCACUGUGGUGGACGUCUGACUUCAUCAACUCCUCCCCGGAGGGCACGGAAGCCAAGGACGAGAAAUGGAUUGUUGGUGAGUUCAACUGCUCUUGCGUUGGUAUCUCGAAGUGUCUGCCGGCCUACUGCAAGGAUGACACACCGAAUGCCUGCUACACCGACAUCCCCAAGAAGGACCUCUCGGAGGUGAAGCGCAUCAGCGAUCUCCUUGGCAAGAAAGCCACGGACAUCCUGGUCACCGAGGCCAAGAAGAGGAGCAAGCCAGCAGAGGCCGGGCAGUUCUUCUCGGAUGGUCCCGUGGAUGUCUCCUCCCUCACGAAAGUUGUGAAGGACGAUCAGGGGCUGCUCCCACAGCCGAGGAAGCCCAGGUUCAAGACGGCCUUGACCGGCAUCUACGUGCGCAGCCAGCCGGGCGGUGGAACCGACAAGAGCUUCAACGGCCACCGUUACGACAGCAUGGCUUUUGCCAACGGAAUCAUCCAGGCCGGUAUGAGCUGCCAGCUGAUCAACUACGUGCAUCAGGAGCAUGACAAGUUCUUCGAUGUAGUGAAGAACUUCGAUGCCAUCAUCGUGCGAUGCAACCCAGGACAGAUCAAGGCAGAUGGCGGCGACCAGGGCAAGUUCGACAACGGCAUGCGUGCGAUCCGCAAGAAGGGAAUCCAGGUGUGGCCAGCCCCUGAUGUCAUGGAGUUCAUGGGGGCGAAGGACGCACUCUGCAAGAUCGCGACCUUGAACAUUGGGCUCGAGGAUACCCUGGCCUACUACGACCCCGCGGUCUUUGCUACAGGUUUCAAGAAGACCAUGGCAUUCCAGCCACGCGUCAUCAAGCAGAUGCCUGGCUGCACAACGAACCGCGGGUCCUCCGGAGAAGGCAUUUGGAUCAUCAAGCUCAAGUCAGGCGACUACUGCAAAACCUACGGCGAGCGCUCGUGCGGUGACGAUGAGGUCUUAGACCUGAUGGAGGCGAACGACAACCACUCAGAGGAGCACACUGUCGCAGAGUUCAUUGAAUUCUGUGUGAACGGCCGCACGGGCAAGUCGGGCGAGUGGACCUCCAAAGGCGUCGGCAAGUACCUCGAGGGAGGGAAAGAGGCCGGAGGCCAGCUCGUCGAUCAACGCUUUUGCCCUCGCAUUGUGGAGGGCGAACUCCGCUACAACAUGGUGGCGGAUACCUUGGUUGGCAUCAUCCACAAGAAGCCGAAGGAAGGUGGAAUCAGCGCUGUCGGCGGCACCGGUUCCGUGUACACCUUCUACGGUCCAAAGGAGAAGAAAUUCGCCGGCUUGACCAAGAGUUUCCUAACCGACGACCUGUCGAAGAUCAUGCCAUGCCUGGGAUUGGAGUCCGAGCCAAUCCCACUGUGGUGGACAUCGGACUUCAUCAACUCCUCCCCCCCGGGCACCGACCCGAAGGACGAGAAGUGGAUUGUGGGAGAGUUCAACUGCUCUUGCGUCGGUAUCUCGAAGUGCUUGCCGGCCUGCGUGACACCGGAGGCGGAUAAAGCGUCCUACAGCGACAUUCCCAAGAAGGAUAUGACUGAGGUGAAGAAGAUCGGAAGUUUGCUGGGCAGGAAGGCCAUCGGCAUUUUGAGCAAGGGCGCAGCACAGGAGCGCCAGGACAAGCAGGUGGAGUCAUUGAAGCAGAUCCUGAAGUCCGUGAGUGCAGAAGGAAACAGCAGCUUGGUCGAGAAGCUCAUGAACUGGAAGCGGAGCUGA
Messenger RNA from Symbiodinium necroappetens, 2505 nucleotides. The record is from the annotation of a GenBank genome assembly. NCBI's taxonomy places the organism in Eukaryota, Dinophyceae, Suessiales, Symbiodiniaceae.